Molecule: messenger RNA, 3717 nt
Organism: Dendroctonus ponderosae (mountain pine beetle)
Lineage: Eukaryota; Metazoa; Arthropoda; Insecta; Coleoptera; Curculionidae
Product: inactive dipeptidyl peptidase 10
Biological process (GO): proteolysis
Molecular function (GO): dipeptidyl-peptidase activity; serine-type peptidase activity
Source: RefSeq, a predicted model, not a curated record
GAUGCUUCUCCUUCCUCUCAAACCGUCUCCUCCAAAUGGGAGGUGGCGUGGUCCUGGUACUUGUCCAACACCCGGAACUACAUAGUAGCAAUGAUCGAUGCCCGAGGCUCAGGAUUCCAGGGAGUGAGAAUGAGGCGAGAGAUACAGAGGCGAAUCGGACUUAUCGAGGUCCAAGACCAAUUGGCUGUUCUGACGUAUCUCCGCGAUACCUUCAAGUAUAUCGAUCGGGAGAAAAUCUGUGUGGUUGGCAAAGGCUACGGAGGCUACGUUUCGGCCAUGAUGCUUCUUCAGGAUUUCCACCAAGUGAUCAACUGUUCGGUCAGUGUGUCGCCGAUUACCAACUGGAGAUAUUACAACUCCUUCUAUACAGAGAAGUACUUGGGGCUCCCCUCGAAGCAUCCAUUGGAGUACGAUAACGCAGACUUGACCCUCAAAGCGGCCAACAUGAACAAUCGGAACUUUUUCCUUAUCUAUGGAACGGCAGACACUCGAGUCACUUCGCAGCACGCCGUAAUGUUAGCAAGGACACUGAUUGACCAGAAUAUUCUAUUCCAGCAACUGGCUUACCCAGACGAGUCCUACCACUUCAACCAGAAGGCACUUCUUCACAUGUACAAAGAGAUCGACUUGUUCUUCAACGAUUCAUUCGGUCCGGUUAUCGAUCAAUGGGUCGAAGACACCGGAUUCUUCAUUUAAUACUCGGCCAGGCCACUCACUCUUGUCCUCAUUUCCCUUAGAUUAUCACAGACGUUGAAAUUAGCUCUUCCAAAUGGGGUGUUGCGAACACCGAAAGUAUAACGUGUACAUGCCAUGCCAAUGCAUACCAAAGAUAUUUUUGAUAACCGAUUGUGAAUCGUAGAUAUUCCUAAAUUCGCUUAGUUUUGUAUAGUAAAAUUAAUUCCAUAAAUGUGAUAUUAAUUUUUAUAUGUAUUGUGUUAUCGUGAGUGAUCUUACACAUGAUGGGCUUAAUGGUAACGGUUAAUCUACCGAAACAACACUGGCCUUGUCACCUAGAAAUGACCAGAUUGAGAUCAUGUUCUUAGUCUCAGUUAUCACAUUGAAUACAUCGAAAUUCCAUUGACGAAUUUCGUUCAAGUAGGAGUAGUUGAUUUGUGGGGCAAUUUAACGCUGGAAAGUCGCGAGCCCAUUGAUACUGUACUGGAAACUUACGGAUAUUUUGAUACCGAAAAUAAACCAUGGUCUUAUGGUGUAGAUUAUAUGUUUAUAUGUGCCUAAUUGUAUAGCUUUAUUAGGGAAAGAGUUUAGUUAAGGACGGACUUUUAUGCGGAAAAUUGGUUCGAGGGCGCCACUUUUCAAGGCAACUAGUAUGAAAACCAAGGAGUGUUUUGCAAAGGUCGCAAGAGUCAAAUCUUCCUAAUCAUUGAUGCUGGACAAAAUUGAAACUAGAGCAAGCAGCAACUUGUAAUUUUCACGCCCGUUUGCACAUACUUGAGUCUCAAGAUUCGGGAGUUUUUAUCAAAAUCAUAUAAAUUCCUGAUUUUUGCCAGCUUAGUAAAUGCAGUUUACGCACAAAAAGCACUCUCUCGCAUAAAAAUUUCUGCCUGCCGAACGAGAGGAAAUAAAAGCUUGCAAUUUGACGCGUUAUCACACAGUUGCUCCUAGCUACUGUGGAAUUUUCACCUAAAUUGUGCAUAAUGUUGAUUUUUGCUAGUUAGUGAAUAUUGGUGUCAAAUUGCAUGUUUUCACCCAACUUCACUAUCAUUUAAAAAUUCGUCACUACCGAACAAAGGCAGUGACGGAAGCAUUAACGAAACCUUUGCAAAAUAUUUUCAAAGAAUUUCGAUCAAAAGACUGGGCAAUUUUCAUCGAAGGCGUGCGAGAUCCGGACGAAAGCAGGCAGGAUUUUUGGCUGUCUUUAACAAAAUUGCAACUUUGAAACUGUAUCAAUGAAAUCUUGGGUUUUUUGGCCGUUAUUAGCCUGUGUGUUAUGAGCUUUUUAUCAAUAUCGGCAAUAACCUUGAUUUUAGCAACUAAAAAAAUUAUAUUUCCUAUCAAUCACGCGCUACAAUUUCAAAAAUGUAUAACUUCCACCCCAGAGCAAGUACCAAGUCGAAACUUCCACAGUCGAUAAAGAACAUUUCGCCCUCAGCAAGGUGCAGUUUUCAGUUGAAAACAGAUAAACUUAUUUUUUUUACAGUUUUCGUUACUUGCGAUUGGGCAAAGCAAAGAGUUGCUUUGAAUUGCUCUGAAUUUUCUACCGAUUUUAUGCAGACUAACGAAAUUUUCAUUUUUAUCAAGCUGUUUGGUAUUGCUGUUCCCUUCCAACCACACAUUUAUAAUUAAAUUAACCGAAACGAGAGCGGGCAGGAUCGUGUAGUUUUUCCAAUCUUUUGCAUACACCGGGGUCUAAAGAUGGUAGCAAUUUCUUCCAAAUGGUUGAAUAUCCUGAUUUUUUCCAGCUUAAUAACCGUUGGUCUCAAACAGCAUAUUUUCACGCAAACUGCGCUCUCAGCCCGAAAAAUUCGUAACUGCCGAACUGAAACAACUAGCAACUUGAAAAUUUCACGGUCUUUAAAAACUUUUGAAGCGAAACUCUUUGAAUUUCCUCACACGAAUUGGAGAUCAUGAUUUUGGACAGCUUUGUAGAAACUUAAAUAAAAGUGGAAGUUUCCAGUUACCUGAUUUUUUUUUGAUUUGCAGCUGGGAAACUGGACCAAGUGGCAACUUGAGUUUCUCGGCGCUCAUUGGACAAAACUUCUGUUUACAUAUUUUAAACUUUAUGAAAAUAGCAGCGAUAAUCUCGAUUUCCAGCAACUUCCUAAAUAUUGGUGUCAAAAUUGGUGUUUCCGCUAACCACGCGCUCCAACUUAAACAUUUAUAACUUCUAUGCUAGAUCCAACAGGAUCUUGCAAAUUUUACAGCCUUUCGCAUACACAUCAGUCUAAAGAUUGUAAAAGUUUCGUUUAAAUGGUCAAUAAUCCUUGUUUUCGCUAACUUUGUAACGGUUGGUCUCAAAAUGCAUCUUUUCACUUAACUUCUCAAGUUUAAAAAUUCAUAACUGCCGAACCAAAACAAGUAGCAACCUGAAAUUUUCACAAUUUUUUGCAAAUUUGAAUCGAAACACUGUGGAAUUUUCAUUACACGAGUCCAACAUCCUGAUUUUUGACAGCUUUGUUUUUGACUGUAUUUAAAAAAUUGCAACUUUCAAACUGGAGUAAUCAAAUCUUGAGUUUUUUGGCCGUUAUUACUCUGUAAAUUUUUGAGCUUUUUGCCAAUAUCGACAAUAACCUUGAUUUUAGAAACAAGAAAAAUUAUAUUUCCUCUCAACCACGCGCUCCAACUUCAAAAAUUUACAACUUCCUCAUCAGAGCAAGUACCAAGUUCAAACUUGCACCGUCAAUAAAGAGCAUUUGGCCCUCGGCAAGGUGAAGUUUUCAGUUGGAAAACAGAUAAACGCGAUUUUUGUUACAAAAAGUUGCUUCGAAUUGCGCUGAAUUUUCGACCGAUUUUCUGCAGACUAGCGAAAUUUUAAGCGAAAGAGAAUGAGAUAUCUUUGCAGUGGAGAUGUUUGCUUUCUUUCGCAGGUGGUUGGAUGUAAGGACAGGCGAGGCCGCCCUACGUCAAGUAUAUUUACAAAUUUUGUUGUUAAAUGUUAAAUAAUUACAAAUAAUAUUGAAUAUAUUGUAUGUGUUAAUAACAAUUUGUCUACUAUAUGUGCAUUGUUUAGAAUGAAAUAAAUGGCUCAUUUAUAUUGAA